Molecule: messenger RNA, 3138 nt
Organism: Bombina bombina (fire-bellied toad)
Lineage: Eukaryota; Metazoa; Chordata; Amphibia; Anura; Bombinatoridae
Gene: HTRA4
Product: HtrA serine peptidase 4
Exons: 9
Coding region: 473-1912 (479 amino acids)
Biological process (GO): proteolysis; programmed cell death; positive regulation of apoptotic process
Cellular component (GO): extracellular region
Molecular function (GO): serine-type endopeptidase activity; protein binding
Source: RefSeq, a predicted model, not a curated record
GUAUUAGGAGGAUAUUUCAUCUGGACACAAGAUGAACUGAAGAACUGAAUCUUACUACUCUUGUCUAUUGCUGAGGGAGAUUUGUGUGACACUUAUGCUGUGGGAGCUAAUGACCUAUGGAAAAAUAUAUAUAUAUUUAUAUUUUUAAUUUAGAAAGCAAAAGUUUGGAUUGCCGUAUGCUGUAUUUUUUUUAGUUAGUGUGUUAGAAUAGUAGGGGCGUAAGAUUUAAAUCAUAUUUGGUGUUUUAGUACAUUUUGACAUGUUUAGUCAAAAUAGGGAACAGGACUAUGCAAAAUUACAUUUUUAAGGGAAUUGCUUUAUUUUGAAAUGACAAUCUGUAAAUCAUACUUCCCUUAGAAGUUUCUUUAUAAUACUUUAGCUAAUUUUAGUGAAAGUUAAAAGUUUAUUUUAUAGUGUUUACAUCAAAGGGCAUAAAUCUAGGUCCUUUAGUUAUCCACCUGAUUUGUCUAGAAUGGGAGCAUCUAUCAUAUACCCCAGAGCAAUGUCUUCGUCAUGGCCCCUAUUCUACAUUUUCCUCCUUUUCCUUUCAACAUCUGCGGUUCCUCGCGUCUCCCGCCGCCAAACCCCUAGUUGUCCCCGGGUCUGUGAGCUUUCCCGUUGCGUGCGCACUCCAUUACCAUGUCCAGCUGGUGAGGUGAGGGAUGCAUGUGGGUGCUGUCCAGUUUGUGGAGCAGGUGAGGGAGAGGUCUGUGGGCAACGUGGGGGUCCCCCCUGUGGAGAAGGUUUGGAGUGUGUUCUGCCUAAUACCGCAGGGACAGUGAAGAAGAUAGUGGGCGUUUGUGUUUGUAGUACCGGUGAACCAGUAUGUGGAAGCGAUGGAAGAACCUACAGGAAUGUGUGCCAUCUUAAAGCAGAGAACAGACAGGCAAGAUUGCUCAAUUCACCACCUGCUAUCCACAUCCAGAAGGGACCAUGUGAAACAGGUUCUCGCUACCCUGACAGCCUAAGAUACAAGUUUAAUUUCAUAGCAGAUGUGGUCCAGAAAAUCGCGCCUGCUGUUGUACACCUGGAAUUGUUUAAAAGAUCCCCUUUUACGGGCCAGGAGAUGGCUGUGUCCAGUGGCUCUGGAUUUAUUGUGUCUGAAGAUGGUCUAAUAGUGACAAAUGCCCAUGUACUGACAAACAAACAACGCAUUAAGGUGGAAGUGAAAGAUGGUGCUCAUUAUGAUGCUACAAUAAAAGAUAUUGAUCAGAAAAUCGAUAUAGCAUUGAUUAAGAUCAACCCAGAUUCUCCCCUACCGGUUCUCAUGUUGGGUAGAUCUGCUGAUCUGAGGCCGGGAGAGUUUGUGGUUGCCCUGGGAAGCCCCUUUUCUCUACAGAACACAGUGACCACAGGGAUCAUCAGUACCACACAGAGAGGUGGCAAAGAAUUGGGGCUCAAAGACUCCGACAUGGAUUACAUCCAAACAGAUGCAAUAAUAAAUUAUGGAAACUCAGGAGGGCCACUUGUAAAUCUGGAUGGAGAGGUUAUAGGCAUAAACACUUUAAAGGUGACUGCAGGCAUUUCUUUUGCGAUUCCCUCUGACCGUAUUAAACAAUUCCUAGCUGAAUCUCAUGACCGACAGCUUAAGGGAAAGGCUCUUCCAAAGAAGAAAUACAUUGGAGUCCGGAUGCUUCAGCUUUCCACAAAUCUAAUACGGGAACUCAAAAUGCGAGACAGAGAUUUCCCUGAUGUCACCUCUGGAGUUUAUGUGUUUGAAGUCAUUCCAGGAACAGCAGCUGCUAAUGCAGGUAUGAAAGACCAUGACGUUAUCAUCAGUAUUAAUGGGAAGAUGGUAAGCAGCACAGACGAGGUGAGCGAGGCAGUCCGGAAAAAUGAAACAUUGUCCAUAGUGGUGCGUCGCGGAAAUGAAGACAUCAUCCUCAACGUGGUGCCUGAGGAGAUGGGUUAAGAUCGCGCCCGCAUCUUCCAGCAGUCUUAUCAAGAUCACUUUUACAUCAUGUUGAGUUCAUUGUGCAGAAAACAGUUAGACUCAGAAACCUUCAAUUGUCUCAACCUUUGAACUCUUUGGUUGGCUAGGUAUUCAACUUUGCAAAUUAUUCAGUUUAUUACGUAGUUAUAUCAAAUAUCCCAUUGCUACACAAACUGCAAUAGUAAAUAAAAAUAUAUAGAAAAAAAAUAUGUUUGCAGGUUAUGUUUAAUUAGUGAUUCAGUGUUAUUUGUUUAGUAAUCAGGUUUUUAAAAACUUUAUUUUAAGUCUGAACCUAGUUUAGAUGCAAACACAAAUUUCCAAACAUCCCUUUUUGUAAUGACAUAAAAAGGUGAAUAGCUAUGGCACUUAAAGAGGGUGAGAACUGAGAAGCUAUGGCUUUUAAAGAAGAUGAGCACAUAUGACUUUUAAAGAUGAGCAUUUAUGACAUCUAAAGAUAUAGCAACUGAAAAUUAUAACACUAUAGGAAAGACAUUUUUAGUUGCAAAACCAGAAAUUCUUGAUGUCAAGAAAUAGGAAGCAUAUUAUUUGAAAUGACAUUUUUAAUGCAAGUACAACAUUUCAAAGAAAAUAGACAACAAUAAAAACACACUAGAAGAUAUCCUUAAUCAUGCUGGCUUCUACAAUAUAUACAUAUAUUAUAUAGCUUUAUAAUAUUUGAGUAGUGGGUCUAUCUUAAGCGUAUAAACAUAUGAAUCUUAAAGUAUAGAAAAAAGUGUCCCGCAUCAAAAAAAAAUGUGUAACUAUUCUAGAGCUAGGCAUAAACAAAUGCUUAUGAGAAUAUAUAUUUUUAUAUUUUAUGUUUUUUAUUGUCAUUUUUUUUUUAAUUAACAAAGAUGUUUUUCUGAUUAAAGGAUUCAACCAAAAUAAAAACGUUGUAAAUUGUUGAAAAAUGAAAAUGAUGGCUUUGAAGUUAAAUAGAAGUGAGGUAAAUCAUUUUGGGGUUCAUUUACUACAAGAAAACAGAAUAAAGCAUUAUAUUUUCUCACAAUACAAAACUCCAGAGUUCCAUUUCUGGUCUAAGCAAGGUCGGCAUUCAAAGAAUUCCAGAUUUUUGCAAAAUAUAUCAAAAUAAAUGUAUGUAAAUUGUGUUUUACAUCUGUAUUGUAAUAAUAUUAUAUCGUCUGAAAGCCAUAGAAUUUGAAAAUAAAGAACCAUUAAACUUUACAUUUCAACAACGCAUAAAA